Symbiodinium necroappetens is the source of this 471-nucleotide messenger RNA. The record is from the annotation of a GenBank genome assembly. NCBI's taxonomy places the organism in Eukaryota, Dinophyceae, Suessiales, Symbiodiniaceae.
AUGAAAGUGGUUGUUUAUCCGGGUUCUUUUAACCCGAUCACCAAUGGACACACAGACCUGGUGGAGCGGGCACUGCAUCUGUUUGAUCAUGUUGUCGUGGCCAUUGGUACAUCGGCGCAGAAAAACCCGAAGGUAGACCUGGCUGAUCGGAUAGAGCUGUGCAACGAGGUGCUCGCAGAAUUUGGCGACCGGGUGUCGGUGGAGGGUUUUAAUAACCUGUUGGUCGACUACGCCAAAAGCAAGAACGCGCGUUUUAUCUUACGUGGACUGCGAACGGUGACGGACUUCGAUUACGAAUUUCAAAUGGCGGAAAUGAAUCAGUCUCUGGCACCGGGUAUAGAGUACGUCUUCCUGUUGCCAUCAAAAGAGUGUUCGUUCAUCUCUUCCACGCUGGUGCGUGAAAUCGCAACCCUGGGCGGCGAUAUCACAAACUUUGUCCACCCGGCGGUGGCGAAAGCGCUACAAGGCUGA